GAAAUAUCUUCUAGAAUAUAGAUAUGCUCAUGUCAUGUACAUGCGUAGGCUGGAGCAGGCACAUCUACUGCAACAGGAGUCCUUCACACCGGAAGUUAUAGAAUGUUUCACAGCCAAUGGUGCAGAUUAUAGGGGAACGCAGAACUGGACGGCACUACAAGGCGGGAAGCCAUGUCUCUUCUGGAACGAGACUUUCCAGCAUCCAUACAAUACUCUGAAAUACCCCAACGGGGAGGGGGGCCUUGGCGAGCAUAACUAUUGCAGAAAUCCAGAUGGAGAUGUGAGCCCCUGGUGCUACGUGGCAGAGCAUGAGGACGGUGUCUACUGGAAGUACUGCGAGAUACCUGCUUGCCAGAUGCCUGGAAACCUUGGCUGCUACAAGGAUCAUGGAAACCCACCUCCUCUAACUGGUGCCAGUAAAACAUCUAACAAACUCACCAUACAAACCUGCAUCAGUUUUUGUCGGAGUCAGAGGUUCAAGUUCGCUGGGAUGGAGUCAGGCUAUGCUUGCUUCUGUGGAAACAAUCCUGAUUACUGGAAGUAUGGGGAGGCAGCCAGUACUGAGUGCAACAGCGUCUGCUUCGGGGAUCACACCCAGCCCUGUGGUGGGGAUGGCCGGAUCAUCCUCUUUGACACUCUCGUUGGCGCCUGCGGUGGAAAUUACUCGGCCAUGACAUCUGUUGUCUAUUCCCCUGACUUUCCUGACACCUACGCCACAGGGAGGGUCUGCUAUUGGACCAUUAGGGUGCCAGGAGCCUCCCACAUCCACUUCAACUUCAUCUUAUUUGACAUCAGGGAUUCUGCAGACAUGGUGGAGCUACUGGAUGGCUACACCCACCGAGUCCUGGUCCGUUUCAAUGGAAGGAACCGCCCACCUCUGUCCUUUAAUGUCUCUCUGGAUUUUGUCAUUCUGUAUUUCUUCUCUGAUCGCAUCAAUCAGGCCCAAGGAUUUGCUGUCUUGUACCAAGCCAUCAAGGAAGAACCGCCACAAGAGAGGCCCACUGCCAACCAGACACUAGCCGAAGUGAUCACGGAGCAGGCAAACCUCAGCAUCAGUGCUGCCCGGUCCUCCAAAGUCCUUUACGUCAUCACCACCAGCCCCAGCCACCCACCACAGACUGUCCCAGGUAGAUGGACCGUGUAUGGCCUGGCAACUCUCCUCAUCCUCACAGUCACAGCCAUUGUAGCAAAGAUACUUCUUCACGUCACAUUCAAAUCACACCGUGUUCCUGCUUCAGGAGACCUUAGGGAUUGUCAUCAACCAGGGACGUCAGGGGAAAUCUGGAGCAUUUUUUAUAAGCCUUCUACUUCGAUUUCCAUCUUUAAGAAGAAGCUCAAGGGUCAGAGUCAACAAGAUGACCGUAACCCUCUUGUGAGUGACUAAAAGCUCCCCCCACGCCCAGGACAGGAGGUUCCUCUGAGCUCAAGGCCACAGGGACCACCCCUCCCAUGGUGUCUCCUGAAGAACUCUUCCCUGCCCCUCCCUUGGCCUCUUCUGAGGCACCUGCCAGUGGACUGGGAAGGGGCGCCCUGCUUCAGGGUAGGCGUAGCCCGGAUCCAUCCUGCUUCUUCAGCUGCACUUGGAGAGACUCAGGGUCCCAGGUCCGGACCCUCCUGUGCGUGUGUCUCUCUCUCUGAUCCAGGAGUGGGCGUGUCAGGGCAUGGGGGCUGAGAUUACAAAGAUGCCGUGUCUGGCACUGGUCUCGGGUACAUUCUAGGUGACUGUCGGGUGGUGGGUAAGUGUAGUGUGUGUUGAGUCAUACUCGCUUCUUCUCUGUUCUCUCCACACACAGAUCAUUUUCUCCCAGUCUUUAUGGUUUGGAAAAGGGCCAGAUGGAGAAUUCUGAGGUUCUCUUGAGGGUUGGCCUGGUCCUCUACUCCUGGGUGUUAGCAUCCCCAAAACCCUCAAGGGAGCCUGUGCUCUGUGCUGACUGCGGCUUUGCUCUCCAGGUGCUAGAUGAGAAGAGGCCUCCUCCAACCUUGGACAGCCUGUGAAUUAGGUCUGCUGACCCCCACUCAUGUCAAACCUGAAAUCUUCCACAUUUGGGCUUCUUUCCAUAGCUUGGUGACCAGCACAGCCAGCUUGUGGAGUGGUCCUAUAAAACAUCCACUGAUUUAGUCACACAGCAGACUUUGCUAGAAGCUUUUAUAGGUGCUCAGUAAUUCCUUGUUGGAUUGGAUUUGUCUGGCCUUGCCCCCAAACAGCGUGGGGUCCUGUGGCACCUGAACCUGGCCUUCAUCUCUCCAUGAUUCUCUAAGCUGACUCUCAGUUCAGAACAGGGAGUAUAAAUAUCAUGGUGUGGCAUUUAGGCAGCAUAAUGUGAGUCAGGGUGCCAGCAGCCCCUCCUUUAGCUGUCCCUCUUUGUAAAAGAUGAAAGUCACCCCUCAGCCUGCCCCUUCUUAUGGGAACAGAGUGGGGUUUGGAAUGACUUGGUGGGGAAGGAGUGGGCUGUUACCCCUAGUCCUACACUACCCUGUCCUUCAGGUGGGGAGGUGAAUCACAGAGAUGACAUGAGGAGUGAGAGGGAGGGUUUGGUAACUGGAGACCCCCUGAAGAUAGGCCUCUGAAAAUUGAGAGCUGCAAAUGCAGUGGCCACUGCUUGUGAGAGUCAGUGCCAUCUCCAAUUUAGAAGUGCCCACCACCCAAAAGCAGGCUUUGUCAACGGCAGCUGAGAAGAGCAGCCUGUGCCUCUGAAGGCUGGGCCUGAUCCUUGGUCAGAACAUGACUCUCCCUAAGGCGCUCAAGCCUUGGGUCUUGCUGUGCCUCUGGCCUCACAGGUUCCCUCUUGGAGCACUCUGCCUACAUUCCCCAAGUCCCCAAGUGCCUGCCCCAGCACUUCCUGGGGUUCUGCCAUUAACUGGCUGCUGCCAGAAAAACAGAGGGCCGAAUGGGGACAGCUGGGAGGUGUCUGCAGGGAAAGGUGACACUUGGCAACCAGGAGAGAUGCUAAGAGCUGGCAAGCAGAGGGGCCUUCAGAAGAGGGAAAUGGGGCAGUGUGUCCACAGAAGGGUAGGGGCACUGCCCCCGGCACCAUGUGGCGCCCACGAUGAGCAUGGAUCUGCUUGGUGCUGUCUUCACACUUUGAUCUGGAAAGGGCGAUUACUUGGGAGCAGCUGUCUGCAGGCCCCUGGGUCUGGAGACAGAGGUCUGUCCCAUACAAGGACCACUGGAUAUACACUGACAUGUGCUGUCUCCCUUCAAAGCUAUUCCUGGCUUUUGAGGAAUCUCCUCUCAAACACAAAGUGUCAGGUGUGGAGUCACAAAGGGCACUGAGCUGUGAAUAGACCCACUCGUGGCACCAAGGGAAUGUGGAAUUUCGCAAAGGGUUCACCCAGCCGAGAGCCAAUUGUUCAGCUGCCCAAGGCUUAUUGUGAUCACUGGCCUUUGGGGCCACCUGCCUGCCCUGCUCACCUCACACUGGUCACAGGGGCCAAGCCCCAAGUUAGUGUGUUGUCUGAGCCUGCAGCAGGAUCAGCCCUUCCUCAGAGAUCCUGGAAGUGCUGGUGACACCCCAGUGCUCUCCUUCUGGCUGGUCCUGGAACAACCCAGUGCCACCAGGAUCGACUUACUGUCCAGGGAGGGACCACGGGAAGCCCAAACCAGCUUCAGCAGCAUGGGGGGAGAGAGCUGUAAAUUGUCUCAGGCCAAACCUCCACACACUCCUUGGCCACAGCCUGUGCAUGGUCUUGGUUGGAACCUAUCAACAACACCCCACAGAGGGUCCCCUGUGGCUAAGUAAACACCUGAGAAAUAAAUUGUCCCAGAAGAGGUGAGGUGUGCUUCAGGAGCAUUGAAGGAGGAAGCGCUUGAUCUUUUAAGACACUACUUUAGAAGAGAGAAAGUGGGGUUGGAAGUGAUUAGAAAGGGUGACCCUGAGAAAAGUCCAUUAUAGGUCACAUAGCAGAAGAUUAUGAAAGGAAGGGGGGGGGGCUCUGGGGACCACCCUGGACAGCAGGCUCCCUGUCCACAGCCUCUGCCCUGAGGUAGGUGAGUGGAGGAUGCUGUAGGUGGGCGCCUCAGGACCUGUGUGCCCUCUUCAUCCCGUUCCCUGCUGUCACCCAGGGCCGGCCCUCUCAGCGUGUAUCCCAACAUGAGGGAAGGCCCCUGGCGGCUGCUCUUGUUUCCUCCCGUGGCAAAUGCGCCUUUUCUCAGCCAUAUUUCACAGUGUCCUUGGCCCCUCUAGAAGGCACUCGGUGCUCUGUGUUCUUCCCCACGUGUCACUGCUUACAGAGCAGAGGAGUAGGAGGGAACCCCGGGUUCCUUCCCCCACAUCCCCCAUGUCAGAACUGGGUGAGGCCUCUCUGGGUGUAAGUGAGGUAACUGGGUUGCUGUAAUUUCUGGAGUGUGGGCUCUGGCUCAAGACUCCAAUCAGCCAGAAACCCACAGAGAUCAAAGCACUAAUGAAUACAGCUAUCCUGGACCUCAGGCCAAACCUGUGGGGAAGGCCUCACCCACACGCCCAUUGUCAGCCCAAGGCAGGAGUUGGCCUGACCCAGCUAAGGAUCUGGCCAGGCUGUCCCAACACAACAGGGCAUGCAGGUGUCGCCAAGCCUCCGUGUGUCCUGGCACUUAAUCCUCACGAGCACUUAGUGGCCAGCCUCCGAGAUCCCGUCUCCCCUGCCUGACGAGGCCACCCCAUGUCCCCCACAGAGCGAGCCCAGCUCCCUACUCCAUAGCCCAGUCAGCUGGCACCCUCUUGGGUUUCGAAUCUCCUAUUUGGUGUUUGAUAUCUGCUUUUGUUACUACCUUGGGAAUUUUUAACCUUUAUCGUUUCCUCUGGUGUCUUUGUUUACCUUCCUUACCCUUCUACCUCCUGGCCAGGUCUCUCAGCUUAGCUGCCCUGGCGUGGGGUGUUUCUCAAACCUUCCAGCCGCAGCUGCCUCCCCUCAGGCUGGCCGGCUCAGGGGUGACAGGGCCUCACCCUCUGCCUGCAGACACCAGGGGGGUGCCCAUUGCACAGGCUCCUCUGUCUUGCCGAGUCCAACAUACUCAACGAGACAGAAGUGGGGUAUGGAGGGAAGUCCUAGGCAAAUCUACUGCUUCAGAAAGGAUGUGUCUUCAGGAGCACGUGGUGAGGAGCUGCUGCCGCAGGGUUCACGCAGCAUCCAGACCUGCCCACGUCCAGACUCACCUUCCCAUGGGGAACUUGACUCUGGAUGACAAGGCUUUAUUUGUAAAUAUGCUCUUAAUAUGCAACUUUGAGAAUAAAAUAGAAACAUCAUGUAUUUUAAAAUAUAAAAUGAAGUGUGACGCACUGUAUACAAUUUAAUAUAUAUUUUUAGGAUUUUGUUAUUUAAGAAAAUGGAAUGUAAUGGUACUUAACUUUUACAAAAGAGAGAAAAAUGUUAUUUUUACUGCCUGGAGAAAAUAAAUAUUCUCAUUGUUGUA
This is a messenger RNA of Miniopterus natalensis, 5389 nucleotides long. Lineage: Eukaryota; Metazoa; Chordata; Mammalia; Chiroptera; Miniopteridae. The record is from RefSeq and is a predicted model, not a curated record.